This is a messenger RNA of Lycium barbarum (goji berry), 2165 nucleotides long. RefSeq lists its product as uncharacterized. The coding region runs from base 442 to 2064 and encodes 540 amino acids. The transcript has 6 exons. The record is from RefSeq and is a predicted model, not a curated record. Lineage: Eukaryota; Viridiplantae; Streptophyta; Magnoliopsida; Solanales; Solanaceae.
AAUCAGAUGAUAUAGCUAAUGAGAUCAGCCUGCAAAAUAUAUAACUCAGCUCAAUUUGUUGUGCCUGAAUGGAUAAAUACAACUACAUAGCUGUAACUUUUCUUUCCUCCUAAGGGAUUAGCUCAAAAAUAAGAUAUGUGUGGAUAAAGCCAAUCUCAUUUAUAUUGCUGUAAUGUAAUCUGUCCCUUAAUUUACCCACAAAGAUCAGUUCAUAAGUUCAGCUCUCACUUUUCUGUUUUCUCAAAGAGAAUAUUGUGUUGCUCUCGCUUUCCAUCUUCUUUACUUUAACAUCUGUGACAGCUUGGUUGAUUUGGUGAAGACAAGAUAAUAAAUAACUGCACCAUCUAUUGUUCGCCAGUAUUGACGACAAGUCAGUGGGAUACAGAGCAAAAACUUAUUCACUGACUUUUGUACUUGAAAAAAAAAUAUUGCAACAAAGAUAUGGAUCGAAAUAAAACAACCGACCAGAUGCAGGUUAAUGAAAAGGAUGUACAACUAUUAGAACAACAGCUAAAAAGAAAACGGUCAAAACGCCAAUGUAUUCCUAUGAACCCCACAACUAUAGAAUCAGUUGAGCCGUCGGCUUCAUUUCGAAAAGAACCAACUGAUUAUGCUGAGCAAAAUAUCCUUGCAGCAGCGAGACGCCAUCAAAAUUUAAAAUCAGCAACUACUGAACAUGAUGUCUGUUCUAUCAUAAAUACUUGUCACGACGAAAGUAAUAUUGUUCGCCCAUCUUCUGUUUUUGAGAAAGGCUCAACAUCGCGUACCUGUAAUGACCAACAUAAUAUACCAUCUCAAACAAUUAAAGGUGCUAAAUCUCGAAAUAGAAAUGUUUUGCAUAUUGGUGAACUUCGAACAUCCUACGUUCCACUUAAAAAAGUUACAAGAUGCAAAUUAUGUCAUGCGUUUAAGUUUGAGUAUGAAUCAGCUGGAUUUUGCUGUAGUGAAGGUUCAGUUAAAUUGAUGUCACAUAAGUUACCUGAAGAAUUACGAAACCUAUAUUUUGGAAGCUGCGAAGAAUCAGAACAUUUUCGGACAUUUAUUAGAACAUACAAUAAUAUGUUUGCUUUUACAUCUCUCGGUGUACGUUAUGACAAAGAUUUAGCAAGAAGGAAUCAUGGUAUUUACACAUUUCAGGUUCAGGGACAAAUGUAUCACUUUAUAGAUGAUUUAUGUCUGGCUGAUGGGAAAGCUAAUAAUUUACAGUUGUAUUUUUAUGAUAAUGAUAAUGAACUUAGUAAUAGAAUGAUAUGUUCAGAUAAGAUUGACGAGUCCAUAGUUAGAAAAUUAAUGGACAUUUUGAAGAUCAACCCGUAUACCAUAUUCCUUAAAAGGCUUAUGGAUAUUCCAAACAUAGAUAAUUUUUAUAUUGCUUUCAAAUGUGAUUCAGGUUUAGACCAACGGGUAUAUAAUCUUCCUACUGCAUCCGAAGUUGCUGCUAUAUGGAUUGAACAAGAUAAUAAUAGUGUUACUCACACACCUCACAUUCGAAUUUACACAUAUAAUAAUAGAUCACAAUUAGUGAAUUAUUAUUACGGAUGUUAUGAUGCUCUGCAAUAUCCACUGAUAUUUCCUUAUGGACAAAAUGGAUGGCAUUGUGGAAUAAAAAAAAUUGGAAAGCUUGAGAGGAGUAGUGGACAAUAUUUUCAUACUCAACUUGACAAAUUACCCAGUAUAAAAAAUGUAUCUUCAAUUGAUGGAUAUCUUGACAUUGAAAACAAAAUCUUGCAAAAGGGGAAAAAAAGGCGGGAUACAGUUUCCAUUCAUGAAUAUUACUGUUACAAACUUCAAAUAAGAAACGAUGAUGAAGAUGAAAUUUUACACACUGGUAGAGUAUUUCAGCAGUAUUCAGUAGAUGGAUACAUAAAACUUGAGACCCAAAGGUUAGAUUUCAUUUCCUUCAACCAAGAUUUAUUCAGAACGGAUGUAUUGCAAGGGUUGCGUGACAUUUUAAGGCUUGGGGAACGAAAUGCUUCUAAUGUUGGAAAACAAAGAUUCCUUCCUGCUUCUUUUAUAGGGGGGCGUGUGAUAUGCGACAACAAUAUAUGGAUGCUAUUGCAUUAGUACAACAUUUUGGUAAACCAGAUUUAUUUUUUACUAUGACUUGUAAUCCGGCUUGGCCCGAAAUAAAAGAACAUCUCUUGUCAACUGACGAAGCACAAAAU